AUGGCUACCCGUCAGAGCUUGAGGUCCGUCACCCACACGGAAAAGGGCUUGGCCCUAGAGGCUUCCCGCAAGGCGGCGGCGCGUAGGGACGCAGAAGACUCCGAGCGCCCGUCCUUCAGGGCGGCAGGCGAUGGGCACGCGCAAAAGGUGGCGACGUUUGGUGGAGAAGAGACCCCUGUGCUGUUGGAGGGCUUCGACGAUGAAGUGGUAGCUGUGCCCAAGCCAUCGAGCGUGGACCCCGCGGGCAACAAGACCGCAGCAGGCAGGAAGAGAAACUCGGGGAAGUGGAACACGGGACAGGACCUGAUGCUACUUACUUCCGGCGAUGGGCACGCGCAAAAGGUGGCGACGUUUGGUGGAGAAGAGACCCCUGUGCUGUUGGAGGGCUUCGACGAUGAAGUGGUAGCUGUGCCCAAGCCAUCGAGCGUGGACCCCGCGGGCAACAAGACCGCAGCAGGCAGGAAGAGAAACUCGGGGAAGUGGAACACGGGACAGGACCUGAUGCUACUUACUUCCGUGGACCCGUCGCUGGCUGUCAGACACAAGACCUGGCGAGUGGCCGGCGUGACCGGCACAGUUGAAGACAGAUGGGGAUUGGUCUACGCAGAGUUGAACUCGGAGCCGCAAGUGAGAGCUUUGGGGGACAAGCCUUUAAAGAGUUUGGUGUUGCGCUUCAACCAACUUGUUCGCGUCCAAACCGCCAAGAACAAUGACGCCGCACGAGAAUCGGGAGUAGGGAAUACCUCCGGCGACGACCUCGACGGAGACGAAGCCAAGCUGGAGAAGCUGCUGAUCGCGGUGGUAGACGCCAAGGCCGCGGAGAGGGCAGGCUCUCAACAAGAAAAGGCGAGGAAGGCGGGCCAGAACUUGCUUGGCCAGGCAGCCAUCGACAUGGGCAACAGCCGGUGCGGACCGGGAGCAACGGCGACGUCCUUCGGAGAAGCUCACGCGAGCGACGAGCGCCGGAUGGAGGGAGUCAACCGCACCAAGGGACGCAUGCCUGGGUUCACGCAGCCCGAUAGCAGGAGCGGCAGCGGGAGCGGCAGCGGGAGCGGCAGCGGGAGCGGCAGCGGGAGCGGCAGCGGGAGCGGCCGAUCCAGCCCCGCUACCGCCGGCGGCGGGGCCGGUUUCGGUAACGGCAGUGGGAGCGGUAUCGGCAGCGGUAGCGGUAGCGGCCGAUCCAGCCCAGCUACCGUGGGUGGGGUGAUACCUGUCCCCCCGCUUGGGGGCGCCCUUGCCAACCUGCUACGCGCACCGACGAUCGAGAGGCUUGCUUCGAAAGCCAACGUUACGCCUGAGCAGGCGGACCUUUUCCUCAACGCGGGAUUUCGUCCUGACCAAAUCCCCUAUGAUGUAGCAACGAGGAUGAUGGAGACUGUGAUUGCGGGCUACCUGAGUGCACUUAGAGGUAACCAAUCCGUGGAAACGUUUGUCAAGGAAGUUAUUGAAGCUGAUGAAGACGCCGAUGGCUUUCAACCCGUAGCAACGACUAAAGUUCCCGGGUUGGACAGGGCUGGUGAUUUGACGAACGCACUUUUUGUCAACUACAAGCAAGACUUUAAUGCGUUUGGAAUCCUUCCGAAGGCCUACAAGUACCGCAGUGGGUGGUUGGUUGAGGAAGGUCCGUCGGACAAGGUCUUCGAUGGGUUGACGAGGGCUCUGGCGGCUCGACUGGUGUCCGGUGCCGACAACAUGCCGUUGAACUUAGCCGGCGGCGGCGGCGGCAGCGGCGGCGGUGGCGGCGGCGGUGCUAACGACUAUGACGAUUCCGGCGACGACGAUGCACCUCCCGACAGGCAAGCCAAGCGUACGGCCAAGAGCGGUAGGAAGACCCGCACAAACGCCAACAUGAGCAAGGAGUCGGANAAAAAAAAGGUCGAAACGAUGGGUUCCAGGUCGGUGUUUGUUUCCUGGAGUGCUUUAUCUGUGUGCUGUCGCUUCGAAAGUGAAGGUUUACCCAUUCCCACUUGUGUCGGCAUAGUCGACCGACCUCGUCAAAGGUUGCCUAUUUCAGCCCGUACCCAAUGGUCUUGA
Messenger RNA from Ectocarpus sp. CCAP 1310/34, 2034 nucleotides. The record is from the annotation of a GenBank genome assembly. Lineage: Eukaryota; Phaeophyceae; Ectocarpales; Ectocarpaceae.